Zingiber officinale is the source of this 2460-nucleotide messenger RNA. Its product is annotated as probable basic-leucine zipper transcription factor I. The coding region runs from base 1 to 2460 and encodes 819 amino acids. The transcript has a single exon. NCBI's taxonomy places the organism in Eukaryota, Viridiplantae, Streptophyta, Magnoliopsida, Zingiberales, Zingiberaceae. The record is from RefSeq and is a predicted model, not a curated record.
AUGAAGCCACAAGGGAUUUCAGAAGAAGAUAUCAAGCUGAGGGCCUUUCCAUUUUCAUUAACUGGAGUAGCAAAAGAUUGGCUGUAUUAUUUGCCACCAGGAUACAUCACUUCUUGGAUAGAUAUGAAGAAGGCUUUCUUGGAGAAAUUCUUUCCAGCUUCAAGGACUGCAAUUAUCAGGAAAAGUAUCUGUGGGAUUCAGCAAGUGGUGGGAGAGACAUUAUACGACUAUUGGGAGCGAUUCAAGAAAUUAUGUUCAAGUUGUCCUCAACACCAAAUCAGUGAGCAGCUACUAGUCCAAUACUUCUAUGAGGGUUUGCUACCUAUGGACAGAAGUAUGAUAGAUGCAGCAGCUGGAGGAGCUUUAGUGAACAAGACUCCAGAACAAGCUAGGGAGCUUAUUUCAAACAUGGCAGAAAAUUCACAACAAUUUGGAAGUAGAGCUUUGACAACAAGAGGGGUUGGAGAGGUUCAAAUGGUUUCCAAUGAACAAAAGGAGAUAAGAAGCUCAUUAUUGGAGUUAACAUCUUUGGUAAAGCAAUUGGCACUGAAUAAUGCUAAUCAAGCUUCCAUUUUGCCAAGUACACAGUUUCCAUAUCAAUCGAAGGGAGUUUGUGGCAUUUGUUCAAGCCAAGACCACAAUUCAGAAUUGUGUCCAAAUCUUCAUCAAGAUGAGUCAGUAGCAGCAUUUUCUAGAGCUCAGUUUCCUCAAAAAUAUGACCCCCACUCAUCUACUUAUAAUCCUGGUUGGAGAGAUCAUCCUAAUUUUAAGUAUAGCAACUCAUUCUAUCGACAACCAUUUUCAAAUCAGCAGUUCAGCCACACUUCCAGCAAUUUCCAGCAACCUCAGCAAAGUUUCCAGCAGCAAAAUCAGCCUUUCCAGCAAUAUUAUCAACCUGCAAAUCAAUUCCAGCAGCAAUUUCAGCCUUUUCAGCAGUUUCCAAAUCAAAAUCAGCAAUGGCAAUUCCAAAAUCAGGGAGUUCAGCAGGGGCAAAAUGCAAUCCAGAAUGCACUUCCAGCACCUUCAAGGUUAAGUUUGACUCAAGGAAGUUCUAAUAACUCUUCUAAUUCCGAUUCACAACAGAAGAUGGAUGAUUUGUUGCAACAGAUUUUGCAACAGCAGCAAUUAUUUUUACAGCAGCAGCAACAUCAACAAAGGACAGAUUCAGCUUUGCAAAAUCUUGAAAGACAGAUUAGCCAACUAGCAACAAACUUAAAUCAAAUGCAAGCUCAAGGUUCAAGCAAACUACCUUCUCAAACAAUGCCAAACCCAAAGAAUGUGAGUUCGUUGACUCUUCGAAGUGGAAGAACCAUAACUGAACCAAUGAAGAAUAUUCCAAUUGGAUCAGAUUUUGUUGCACCAGCUUCGGACUCACAAUCACCAGAUCUUGUACCAAGAAAAUUGAAUUCAGAAUCCACUCAACCAGUACAGAACAGUGGGAGAAAUACAGCAGAACAGAUUUCAACAGAUUUUGGUUCAGCAGAACAAAAUGAUGCGCAAUCAGCUCCAAUUUCAGCUCAAAAUGUAGAGAAAGAAUCACAACAGCAAGGUACUGAGAUUUCUGCUCCAUUACCUUUUCCUCAAAGAAGAAUCCAGCAAAAGAAACAUGUUGAGGAAGAGAAAGCUAGGGAAUUUCAAGAACUUGUUAAUUUGUUUAGCAAAGUGGAGGUGAAUGUGCCCUUGUUAACUAUGAUAGAGCAAGUUCCGAAAUAUGCAAAAUUUCUCAAGGAUGUAUGUGUGCAUAAGAAGAAAUUAAAGGGAAAUGAAUUAGUUAGCAUGGGAAAAAAUGUUUCUGCUCUUAUUCGACCUAUUCCUCAGAAGUGUGAUGAUCCAGGAGUUUUCACUGUGCCAUGUACUAUUGGAAAUUAUGUAUUUGUGGAUGCUAUGCUGGAUUUAGGAGCUUCUAUUAAUGUAAUGCCGAAAUCAGUUUUUCUAUCAUUGGGUAUUGGUCCUCUACAGCCUACGGGAGUAGUUAUUCAGUUAGCCAACCGUAGUCAGGCUCAUCCAACUGGAGUGAUUGAGAAUGUUUUGGUUAAGGUGAGUGACCUUAUAUUUCCAGCUGAUUUCUACAUUUUGGAUAUGGAAGGUGAUGUAUUAAUGAAUAGAGCUCCAAUUAUUUUGGGAAGACCAUUCCUUAAGACUGCCAGAACCAAGAUUGAUGUGCAUGCAGGAACUCUAUCUAUGGAGAUUGCUGAUGUAGUUGUUCAAUUCAGUAUUUUUGACACGAUGCAACAAAAGAAGAGCCAUUCUAUUCUCAGUGUUUAUAAAUCUGAAUGGCUGGAUACUAUGAAUUUUGUUGAUGAAGAUUGUGAGGAAAUUGUUUCAGACUCUGAUGAAUUGGGAUGUAAAUCCAAACACUCCGGAGGUUGUAGUGAUAACAGGGAAAUAGUUGAGGUAAGAUCUGAUUGUGGUCAAACUACUGUGGAUGAAUCUAUAAGUGUAGGGGAUUGCAAGGAAUAA